Molecule: messenger RNA, 1563 nt
Organism: Canariomyces notabilis
Lineage: Eukaryota; Fungi; Ascomycota; Sordariomycetes; Sordariales; Chaetomiaceae
Product: aminopeptidase-like protein
Exons: 2
Coding region: 1-1563 (520 amino acids)
Biological process (GO): proteolysis
Molecular function (GO): aminopeptidase activity; metalloexopeptidase activity
Source: RefSeq, a predicted model, not a curated record
AUGACACUGAAGGGAUUCGCCCUGAGCGGGCUCGCUGCUCUAGCUCUGAGUGGCGCGACAGCUUUGCACGUGCCGGAGCAACAGCAAGUACCGAUUGGUGUCGACUCCAAAGUCCAGGGACUCAAGCCCGGGAAGCCCCUCGUCGACUCCGACGCCCUUCAGGCCACCAUCAACAGCAAGAACCUGUUCGCGCGUGCGAAGAAGCUGUGGUGGCUCGCUCACAUGUCCAAGGAGGAGUACAAUCACCCCACGCGUGUCAUCGGCAGCAAAGGCCAUCUGGGGACCUUUCUCUACAUUUCCCAGACCCUCGGUACACUCGGCGAUUACUACAGAGUCUGGCACCAGCCUUUCACCGCCGUGACGGGAUAUGUAUCCGAGUCGCGCUUGGUUCUCGACCAAUCCGUGGCCCAGCAUGCCCAGCCCAUGAGCUUGACUCCCCCGACCAAGAACAAGGAGCCCGUCCACGGCAAUCUCACGCUCGUGUCCAACGAUGGCUGCGACGCAGGCGACUACCCUGCCCUCGUGUCGGGCAACAUUGCCUUUAUCAAACGUGGGACCUGCCCCUUCGGCACCAAGUCUGAGCUGGCCGGCAAGGCAGGCGCCGUUGCGGCCGUGGUAUACAACUAUGAAGACGGCCCCGUGGCUGGCACGCUCGGCGAACCCUCGCGGCACCACGUCGCCACCUUUGGCCUGCCCGGCGAGGAUGCCCGUCCCUUUGUCCAGCGGCUCCAAGCGGGCGAGACAAUCCCGUCCAUUGCGUACGUGGACUCCGUCGUCGAUCAGAUCGUCACCAGAAACAUCGUCGCCCAGACCACGCAAGGCGAUCCCGAAAACUGCGUCAUGCUCGGCGGGCACAGCGACUCAGUCGACGCGGGACCGGGUAUCAAUGACGACGGAUCCGGCAGUCUUACUCUUCUGGAGAUAGCCGUCAACCUGGCCAACUUCACUGUCAACAACUGUGUGCGUUUCGCCUGGUGGUCUGCCGAGGAGGAGGGCCUGCUGGGCUCAUACCACUACGUCAAGAGUCUGUCUGCCGAGGAGAACCGCAAGAUACGCCUGUUCAUGGACUACGACAUGCUAGCGAGUCCGAACUUUGCGUACCAGAUCUACGACGCCCGGAAUGACGAGCACCCCGUUGGGUCCCAGGAGCUGCGCGAUUUUUAUGUCGAUUGGUACACACGGCAGGGUCUGAACUACACCUUCAUCCCCUUUGACGGGCGGAGCGACUACGACGGGUUCAUCCGGGGCGGCAUUCCCGCUGGUGGAAUUGCCACUGGUGCUGAGGGCGUCAAGACGGUCGAGGAGGCGGCCAUGUUUGGCGGUGAAGACGGGGUGCCGUACGAUGUCUGCUACCACGAGCUCUGCGACAACCUGCAGAACUUGAAUCUCACUGCUUGGGAGGUGAACUCGAAGCUGGUGGCGCACUCAGUAGCCACCUUUGCCAGGUCGUUCGAAGGGUUCCCCAAGAGGGCGGUGGACGACAUCACCCUCGCGGCUAGCUCAGCCAAGCAUGACGCAUACGAGAAGAAAGCCAAGUACCGUGGAAGCAAGUUGUUCAUAUAG